CGAGGCGACGAGCUGGGCAGUCGGUGGGCGAGUCGAGAUCACGCGGCACGGAGAGAGAGACAGCGAGAGAGACAGAGAGAGAGAGAAGCAGCAGAGAGAGACCAAGCCGCGCGCAGUGGCUGGAGCGAGGUGGUGAGGUUAUCGAAGGGGACAUUACCGCAACCUUCUUUGCUUUGAUCGGCACUCGAAUCAUCUUGGUCGUCUUGCAGCACCACCGUCGUCUGCAAAGUCGUCGUCGUCGUCAUCCACCACCACCACUCCUCCGGCGUCUGAGACCCACGGAUGUGUUGCCGUGGGAAGCUCUCGGUGAAGAGUGUCCCGUGCUCCGUUCGCAGAAGCAACAGCGGCUGCUGAUUUAUCUCCGAAGCCUCAAGAGCUGAGCGGAAGACUCAACGUUUGUUUAUUUUCUUUGCAAACAUAUUCGAGAUAUACUAGCCCAAGCAUUUGUAGUUGAAAAGUAGACCUCGUGCGUUUUUUUGUUAUUUUUUUUUUGCACCAAGUCGCAGCAAAGCGAGACACACCGAUUCGCAGUCCUGCCCUCCCCCCCUGCAAUCGUUAGCGAAGUUACCCGGACGUCGCGGCUACUUUACUUUCUCACUCUCUCCUCCCAUCCUCUUACAUUUGACUUUUGAUUCCGGAUUUCUGCGUGUGUUGGGAGUGGGGGGGGGCAAGAAGGAGCGUGCUACGGAAAACGCCAAGAAGCCCUUUAAUCGAGUGUUCCAACCCACCCCAUACGAAGACGAAAAAAACCCAACAACUCCUGAGUCGGAUCUUCGGAGCAAAAGAGGGACCCCCAUCCCCUCCCUUCACGGUCGAGUUCCAAUGGCCGCAGCGAGUGAGCAGCAGUCGCGGCGUUUCAGCGUGCUGGGCUGGGAGCAGGUGGAGCGUCUGGACGCCGUGCUGGACCAGAAGGUUCCCAUUCACGGCAGGGGGAAUUUUCCCACGCUCGAGGUGCGCCCGCGGGACAUCGUGCGGAUCGUGCGCGGGCGGCUGGAGGAGCGGGGCAUCGCGGUGCGCGACGUGCGCCUCAACGGCUCAGCCGCCAGCCAUGUGCUCCACCACGACAGCGGCCUCAGCUACAAGGACCUGGACCUCAUCUUCGGCGUGAGCCUCACGGGGGAAGCCGAGUUCCAGCUCGUCAAGGAAGUGGUCCUGGACUGCCUGUUGGACUUCCUGCCCGAGGGCGUGAGCAAGGAGAAGAUCGGGCCGCAGACGCUGAAAGAGGCGUACGUCCAGAAGAUGGUGAAGGUGUGCAACGACACGGACCGCUGGAGCCUCAUCUCGCUCUCCAACAAUAGCGGCAAGAACGUGGAGCUCAAGUUCGUCGACUCGCUGCGGCGGCAGUUCGAGUUCAGCGUCGACUCGUUCCAGAUCGUCCUCGACUCGCUGCUGCUCUUCUACGAAUGCUCCGAGCACGCCAUGUCGGAGCGCUUCCACCCGAGCGUGCUCGGCGAGAGCAUGUACGGCGACUUCGGCGAGGCGCUGGAGCACCUGCGCGGCAGGCUCAUCGCCACACGCAACCCCGAGGAGAUCCGAGGCGGCGGCCUCCUCAAGUACUGCAACCUGCUGGUGCGCGACUUCCAGCCGGCGUGCGAGCAGGAGAUCAAGACCCUGGAGAGAUACAUGUGCUCGCGCUUUUUCAUCGACUUCCCCGACAUCUCGGAGCAGGAGCGCAAGCUCGAGUCGUACCUGCAGAACCACUUCCUGGGCGAGGAGGGCAGCAAGUACGACUACCUGCUCACGCUGUGGGGCGUGGUGAACGAGAGCACCGUCUGCCUGAUGGGGCACGAGCGCCGGCUCACCCUGGGCCUCAUCACGUCGAUGGCCUUCCGCGUCCUCGCCGAGCAGAACGUCAUCCCCAACACGGCCAACGUCACCUGCUACUACCAGCCGGCACCCUACGCCAGCGACUUUAACUUCAGCGGCUACUACCUGCCGCCGCCGCCGCAGCACGCGCUCGCCUACGUGCCGUCGUACCACCAGCACCACCACCAGCAGCAGCACCACCAGCACCAGCAGCACCAGCAGCACCACCACCAGCAGACGUGGCUGCCCUGCAGCUAACGCAGCCGGCGAUGCCCCCACCGUGAUGCCCGCCCACCUGCCCGCCCGUCUGCCCCGCCAACCUCGCUGAUUGAUGACGGACCGCAGCAAUUACCCCCCCCCUCCCUUCCUCCCCCAGGACCAAUGCCGUGAUACCACGCGGUCUUUUAUUUUAUUUUCGAUUUUCCUUCCCCUUGCCUACCCCGCCCCCCCCCCCCCGAUUUCCUGAUUCUACACCCCCCCCAACCCCCCUCCUCCACUGCCACUCCAUAGGUGCCUGUGCAACAAGCUGCUGUCUCUCCGCGCCGUGUUUGUGGUGGUCGUUGCUGUUGGUUUCUCUCUUCCAUUUUACGUCUCUCGGUAAGACGGGCAAAGCAGCAGCAGCAGAGGCGGCAGCGGCAUUAAGAACUGUGCGCGUUUGGCAGCACGAGCCCCCCCCCCCACUCCCCUUCAUUGAACCGAGAUUGCAGAACUGCAUGCACGGAGACUUGCACGCCCACACACACGCACACGCAAAUGAGUGAAGAGUGACGAAGAGGAGGUUGAGCAAGAGAAGAUACUGGGUGGUUUUGCCCGCCGCGCUGCUUUCCACGUGUGUACAUAUGUAAUCCAAGGCUCGCGACGCUUGUGCCAGAAAAACUUCCGCGGGCAAGUUGCGGACGUUAACCGUUUAGCGCUGGUGGAAGUAAAAAAAAAAACUAAACUAAAACACACAAAAAAAUGGAACUCGAGACUUGCACGCAAGAUGUUUUGCGACCUCUCUUCGGGGGAACUCUCCCGACGGGAAGAAAUUAUACGCGCAAAGAAGAUGAAGAAGAAGAAGAAAAUACAACAACAAAAAAACCGGGACACGCGUUGUGAACGGGGAAAAAAAUUUCAUAAAAAUUUUAAUAAACGCUAAAAAAAAUAAAAAAACCCAAGAGAAAAAGACUGAAAAGGAAAAUAUUGGCGGGGCAGCCGUGCGUGGCGAGCGCGACUGCCUGUCGCAGGUUGACUGCUAACGCGUCGUCUAGCUGAUUAACCACAAAAAAAAUAUUACCGAUUUACAAAGCGCUAUAUUUUUUGGGGGUGGGGGGCCGGGUCCGCAUUUAAAACACGAGCCCAACGUGGACACCCGACGCUUCCAGAGUUACGUAGGGGCACGCGCGCGUGGGGUGAAAUGGGGAAAGCAAGAGCGAGCGAACGCCCCGGGGAUGCCACUGAUUUUUUUUUAAC
Messenger RNA from Lethenteron reissneri (Far Eastern brook lamprey), 3258 nucleotides. RefSeq names its product terminal nucleotidyltransferase 5C-like. Lineage: Eukaryota; Metazoa; Chordata; Hyperoartia; Petromyzontiformes; Petromyzontidae. Gene Ontology annotation, biological process: mRNA stabilization. The record is from RefSeq and is a predicted model, not a curated record. Gene Ontology annotation, molecular function: RNA binding; poly(A) RNA polymerase activity.